AUGGCUUCUUACGCUGAGUCUGGUGAACCCUCACCUAAACUGUUGCCUCAAUCUUUCAAUGGUUCUGACCUCGUGACUGAUAAGAGGAAGUUGAUUCUCAUAUACAUCCAUGGGUUUUGCGGGACUGAAGAGUCAUUCGGUCAGUUCCCUUCUCACGUCCAUAGCUUUCUCAAACAAGCCCUCGGAGAUACCUACGUCGUCUAUUCAAAGAUCUACCCACAGUACGAAACACGUAAUUCCAUGGAUAUCGCGGUAGAAAAUUUCAGCCGCUGGCUUCAGCCACACGAGAACUCCCAAACAGACGUCAUUCUAGUAGGACACUCCCUGGGUGGCUUUUUGGCUGCUCGAGCUGCUCAGAUAAAAGAAUCUCUCAAUUUGGAUCACCAGCAACGCCAUUCUAUAAUCGGCACAAUAUCGUUCGACUGUCCCUUCUUGGGCCUGAACCCCGGCAUUAUCGUUCCUGGCAUCAUCUCUCUGUUCCGCCCUAAACAUACAGAAAUCGAAACAAAGGCUCAAUUGCUUGAGUCGGACUCCUCAUCUUCUCGACUUCUACCAACGAUUCCAUCCGCAUCUUUAGUAGAUGCGGGCUUCAAUCCCCCCUUCUUCAACGACAACCAAGUAUGGCCGAAUAGACUACCAUCUGAGCCCAAACCCAUGCAGUCAGUUUGGAACAGCGGCCUCCAGUGUUGGUUACGGGAAAAUAUUGCCUACUUUACUUCGCACUGGGCAUAUGGACGCUGUCUAAGGCGACCCUGGACACUGAGGCUUAGGUAUCACGAGCUACGAGCUCUUGAGGGCUACAAUGAGUCGUUCCCAGCAUACGAAAAGCAAAUUGCGCAAUCAGGAAAUCUUGGAAGGCGACAAAAAAUCCGGUUUCUGAAUUUCUUCACAUCCUGCACACCACGACAGUAUUGUUGGCGGUCAAAAAUCUCUUCAUGGGGUAAUGGAGCCACAGACAAAGGACGAUUCUUUGAGCAAGCUGGAAAAGACCAUAUACUAGGUGACCUCUUCCGAGAUUCUGAUAUUUGGAGCACUGAGGUGGAGAGCCUAGGGCACUACGAGCAAUCCGCCACUGAUCUUCUGUGUCUGCAAGAACGAAAGACCAACGAGGCGUACAGACCUCUCGGCCAUCGCUUGAGACCAUAUCAGCCUACCAAUCUUUUGCAUUGCUUCAGCGCGCUCUUGUCAAAACUAGUGGAGUUCCUUGGAUGUCUGUUAUCACUAUUUCAAGGUGCUCCAGAAAGUCACACUUAUUCCGAAGAAGAACGACUGACCGAUGAAGGUCAAGCGGACAGGCAAGUUGCAGUAAAGCCGGAUGAGGGGCGCACAUUCUGCAUCCUUCCGCCGGAGGCUGAUCCUAUGUGGGUGCGCAUCUCCAUGGAGGGCACAGAUGAAGUUGGAGCACAUUGUAGCAUUUUCGCUGACAACGGAUCGCACUAUGAGAAGUUGGUACUUCGCAUGGGCAAGGAGAUCGUUCAAUGGGUUUGUGAUAUCAGCUGA
Fusarium odoratissimum NRRL 54006 is the source of this 1500-nucleotide messenger RNA. RefSeq lists its product as uncharacterized. Lineage: Eukaryota; Fungi; Ascomycota; Sordariomycetes; Hypocreales; Nectriaceae. The record is from RefSeq and is a predicted model, not a curated record. The transcript has 2 exons. The coding region runs from base 1 to 1500 and encodes 499 amino acids.